GAGUCCAUAGAUUAGAAGCGGAGGUCCUCCGCUCUUCUUCCAUUUCUGGUUUUCGCUUUCAGUUCCAGGCGAGCGAAAUGGUACACAUCAAUCGGCUUCUCACGCCGAACGCUGCUUCAACCAAAGUAGUAUUUAUCAAUUCCAUCUCCUCCAGGAUCUCCACCUCCACCAACUCCCCAUUCAAUCUUCGCUUCGGAAUCCCUGCCCGUUCUCAUGCCAUUGUUUCCACAAAGCUCUCCAGCGGCGGGUUGUUUCCUUUUUCCACCACUCGGCUUCGACAUGUUUGCAGGAUGAAAGACUCAGAUAUGAUAUCACAGCUGGAAAUCAGUAGGCCUGAAGAGAAGAAGAGACCGAAGCAUGUCAAUGGGGUAUUCUGGAUCCUCCUCCUUAAUAUCGGAAUUUUUGCAGCUGAUCAUUGGUUUCAGAUUCGAGGAAUUAAGUCACUAUAUUUGUACCACAAUUGGCCUACCUGGUACCAGUUUGUGACAGCGACAUUCUGUCAUGCUAAUUGGAACCACCUUUCAAGCAACCUAUUCUUCUUAUACAUUUUUGGAAAGCUUGUGGAAGAGGAGGAAGGAAACUUUGCAUUAUGGUUGUCUUAUAUUCUAACUGGUGCUGGAGCAAACCUUGUUUCAUGGUUGGUUCUUCCUAGGAAUGCUGUUUCAGUUGGAGCCUCUGGUGCUGUUUUUGGACUCUUUGCAAUCAGUGUUCUUGUUAAGAUGAGUUGGGACUGGAGGAAAAUACUUGAAGUACUUAUAUUGGGCCAAUUUGUUGUUGAGAAGGUGAUGGAAGCAGCACAAGCGUCAACGGGAUUGUCGGGGAAAUUUUUGGGAGGCUAUUCCCUCCAGAGUGUCAAUCAUAUUGCACACCUCUCUGGUGCUCUGAUUGGUGUAGGUUUGGUGUGGCUCCUGAGUAAAGUUCCUUCACUACCUUCAGAGCAAGAAACAUCUACUUUGAGUAGAAAAUCAGACAGAUCUUCAUAAUCAGGUCAUGUAUUUGCUCUCCAAAGGGAUGCAUGGUUGAAAAUCAAUUUGUGGAUUCAGAAUUCCAAGGUUGUAUUAUAGAAAGACAUAAAAAAAAAAAAAAGAUAAGAAAAAUCAAAUAUGGUGUACAUUUGGUUAUGUAAAUGCAAGGGAUUGGUCCCAUGGUUGGAAAUUGGAUGCAAUCUGUUUUACCAG
Telopea speciosissima is the source of this 1178-nucleotide messenger RNA. Its product is annotated as rhomboid-like protein 11, chloroplastic. Gene Ontology annotation, cellular component: membrane. Lineage: Eukaryota; Viridiplantae; Streptophyta; Magnoliopsida; Proteales; Proteaceae. The transcript is spliced from 7 exons. Bases 78 to 983 code for a protein of 301 amino acids. Gene Ontology annotation, molecular function: serine-type endopeptidase activity. The record is from RefSeq and is a predicted model, not a curated record.